Messenger RNA from Acanthosepion pharaonis, 1812 nucleotides. The record is from the annotation of a GenBank genome assembly. NCBI's taxonomy places the organism in Eukaryota, Metazoa, Mollusca, Cephalopoda, Sepiida, Sepiidae.
AUGAACGGUUGGAAAAUCAGGUUGGUAAUUGCGUUCUUACGGCCGAAUGGGACGCACUGCCCGGCUGCGUUUCAUAUCGAUAACGCCCCUCAAGCAAUUAGCAACCGACAUUCUAUUCGCGGUAUUUUGUUAUUCCUUGCGUUUAUGAUGCCAGCGUCACCCACCGAACUUCAGACAGAGAUAGGAAGACCGAAAGGCUCAUACUUUACCGACCCCCAUAUCGUUAGUUUACGAUUUGUCUAUCCUCUCCCGCCUCACUUGCUAUCCUCUCCCGUCUCACCUGCUAUCACCUUCCACCCCACCUGCUAUCCCCUUCCGCCUCACCUGCUAUCCUCUUCUGCCUCACUUGCUAUCCUCUUCCACCUAAUUCCUAUCCUCUUCCACCUCACCAGUUAUCCUCUCCCGUCUCACCUGCUAUCCCAUUCCGCCUCACCUGCUAUCCUUUCCCGCCUCACCUGCUAUUUUCUUCCGCCUCACCUGCUAUCCUCGUCCACCCCACCUGCAUAUCCUCUUCAUCUACUAUCCCCUUCCGCCUCACCUGCUAUCCUCUUCCGCCUCACUAUUUAUCCUCUUCCACCUAAUUCCUAUCCUCUUCCACCUCACCAGUUAUCCUCAAUCUGGUCCCUCACCUCAUCCUUAUCCUUCCUCAUCUAUCCUCUCCCGUCUCACCUCUAUCCCCUUGCUAUCCUUUCUAUCUCUUCCGCCUCACCCUCUUCGGCCCUGCUAUUUUCUAUCUCUUCCGUCUCACCCUAUCCCUUCGGCCUCUAUAUCCUCUUCCACCCUGUCCCUUCGUCUCACCCUAUCCCCUUCUGGCCUCUCCUGCUAUCCUCAUCUUCACUUUCUAUCCUCUUCCGUCUCUCAUCCCCUUCGGCCUCACCUAUCCUCUUCCGCUUCACUUUCUAUCCUCUUCCGUCUCACCUGCUAUCCCCUUCGGCCCAUCCUCUUAAUCACCCCUAUCCUCUUCCGUCUCACCUGCUAUCCCCUUCGGCCUCACCUGCUAUCCUCUUCCCGCUUCACUUUCUAUCCUCUUCCGUCUCACCUACUAUCCUUCGGCCUCACCUGCUAUCCUCUUCCGCUUCACUUUCUAUCCUCUUCCGUCUCACCUGCUAUCCCCUUCGGCCUCACCUGCUAUCCUCUUCCGCUUCACUUUAUCCUCUUCCGCCUCACCUGCUAUCCCCUUCGGCCUCACCUGCUAUCCUCUUCCGCUUCACUUUCUAUCCUCUUCCGUCUCACCUGCUAUCCCCUUCGGCCUCACCUGCUAUCCUCUUCCGCCUCACUUUCUCCUCUUCCGUCUUCUAUCCCCUUCGGCCUCCUAUCCUCCUUCCGCUUCAUCUUCUAUCCUCUUCCGUCUCACCUGCUAUCCUCUUCGGCCUCACCUGCUAUCCUCUUCCCUAUCCUCUUCCGUCUCACCUGCUAUCCCCUUCGGCCUCACCUGCUAUCCUCUUCCGCUUCACUUUCUAUCCUCUUCCGUCUCACCUGCUAUCCCCUUCGGCCUCACCUGCUAUCCUCUUCCGCUUCACUUUCUAUCCUCUUCCACCUCACCUGAUAUCCUCUUCCGCUUCACUUUCUAUCCUCUUCCGUCUCACCUGCUAUCCCCUUCGGCCUCACCUGCUAUCCUCUUCCGCUUCACUUUCUAUCCUCUUCCGUCUCACCUGCUAUCCCCUUCGGCCUCACCUGCUAUCCUCUUCCGCUUCACUUUCUAUUCUUAUCCCCUUCCGCCUCACCUGCUAUCCUCUUCCGCUUCACUUUCUAUCCUCUUCCGCCUCACCUGCUAUCGUCUUCCAUAGUACCAUUCAAAAACCACUCCUUUAG